Messenger RNA from Dovyalis caffra, 915 nucleotides. The record is from the annotation of a GenBank genome assembly. Lineage: Eukaryota; Viridiplantae; Streptophyta; Magnoliopsida; Malpighiales; Salicaceae.
AUGAGAAGACGAAAGAGGCUUAUCUCUAGUAUCUUAUCUGCUUGUGCGCAAGGAAAGGACACGUUGCAUGUCGUCAGCAUGUAUGCUACAAUGAGCAGCAAGGUCGCAUGUCACGUCAAUAGCUCCACGAAAGUGUCCAACCAUGGUGGGAUCGGUAUUGACAGCAAAGCCACCUGUGUUGAAAAUUUCAACAACUCAGAUUUGGCUGAAAGUACAGCUCCUAAUGUUUUUGGUGUGCAACUGGAGCCCAAUAAUAGUAAUCCCUCCUUGCAGCCUGAAAGCUCCAAACAGCCUGCAAAUUCUACCUUGGAGGGAGUGGAACCAAACUUCCAAAUGCAAGCAAACUCUGCAAAAUCACAUUCAAAAAAGAUAGCAAAGCAAACCCCUGCUAAUGUUAGGCGAUCUGAGCGUCUUCAUUCUUCAGCUGUGGUUACCCACAACCAAGAUGUUGAGCGUGUCAUUGACGAGAUAACUCUUACUGGAAGUGAGGAAGAAGAUAACCCUGUGGAUGCAAAACUGCUAGAGCCUACUUCAAUGGGCAACUUGGAAGAAAAAGUAGACUAUAUUCUGAAAAUGUUAGAGGCACAACAAAAGACCACAGAUGUGACAUUUAAGGCAACCAAGAACUCCUUUGAUGGGGGCUGCAGUGGUGGGGGUGAUUUCACUUAUAAAAGCUUGUAUAUUGACUCCCAAAAGAAGGUUGAAGCCUUAAUGGAGGAAAAUUAUCAGCUUAAUUUGAAGUUUCAGAAUGCUCUUGGCAAAAUAGAAGCUUAUGAGAAGGGGAAUCCUAUGGUUUUUGAUGUGUUGGAGAAGUUCAAUGAGAUCUUGGUCUCUGGAUUGCCCAAAACCUCUGCACCGGAAGCCAGUCUUGAGCAUAGGACUUCUGCUAAGAGAAAGAAACUAGACAAGCUAUAA